GCUUUUUAUCUUCAUUCUCGCUGGAAGAUAUAUACAUAUAUCAUAUCACGAGCGAGUCUCUACCGUUCAAUCCCGCAGAAUGGAUUAGCAUCUGAUAAAGAUGGCUGAUGAUGAUUGACGGCCAUAUUAGACACAUGAAAAGCGAACGAAAUUUCGGACAUGAAAGAAAUUUUUGCAUGAACCUAGGGCUCCUGCCCGAAGGGACGGCUGAUUUGCAUCGUAGUAGCCGAUCAGAAUUGAUUUGCUCUUACGCCCGGUAUGGUCGCUACAGCUACUCAGGCAGGGAAAGGCUCACAUAGGGUAUGUCGCUUCGUCAAUGUUUCAUACACGGGCAUCCGCCCGACGCUGAAAGCACCGGGGCGUCCAAGUCAUAUUGAAUGCGUGCCUCCUCUCUGCGAUCAGGCUAGCCCUCUUGAUCCGACACUCCUUGCGCCUGUCUUCCCGUUGUUAGCAAUCAAUCCUCCUGCUGCCUAUCUUGCCACAUUCCCGGCCAGCCGUGAGAUCGCAUACGCGGCGAUUCCCAACAUCCCUUCAUUAGCUGAACCUCUGCAAACAGAGACCAUAGUCGGGAUUGCCGGUGCUGGGUUUUUGUUCAGCCUGCUUAUGAAGGAAGUGGAGAUGGUUGGGGUUGUUGACGAGACCUACGCUCUCCAAGCGCCUACGGAGAAGAACAAUACUGAAAAUCGGGACGUAGAAAAGGCUAGUCACCCAGCUACUUCACAUACUAAUAUCAUCGGUAACGACACGGUCAGCUCCUACGCAAAUUUUACCAUUCGCAUCGUUCUAAUGUCAAUGUACACGUAUUGUCUAUAUACCAUCGCAAUCACAGAGGUUGAGAUUGCCGGCCCGCAGUAG
Desarmillaria tabescens is the source of this 855-nucleotide messenger RNA. RefSeq lists its product as uncharacterized. The record is from RefSeq and is a predicted model, not a curated record. Bases 259 to 855 code for a protein of 198 amino acids. The transcript is spliced from 6 exons. Lineage: Eukaryota; Fungi; Basidiomycota; Agaricomycetes; Agaricales; Physalacriaceae.